GUUUUUUUCAGGGGCUGGAGUGAACCUCACCUGUUGAACUGGCCUUCACACAUGACUCAGGAGCAGCAUGAAUCACACACAGCUCAGGGCAUACCCAGGGUAGGAGGAGAGGCCACCUCCUCGUGGGAGAAAGUGCUCAGAGGAGACGUCUUCAGGCAGCAGGGCUUGAAGAGGAAAUGUAACCUCCUUUCUGCUGGGAGCUGCGUGUUGCUGAUUUCAUAAGAUGCCACCAAACUCCACAGAUCUUGAUUUUGAACAAGAGGAUCUGGGACAGCACUGGUGUCUGCACACUGAGGAGACACCAGUGAAGGUGUGAUCCAUCCCAGCUGCACUUACAAAGAUGAAGUUCUUCUGGAUAAUUCCAUUUUUCCUGCUGCAAGAAACUGAAGCUUUUCUGAUGAAAAACACUCGAGUCAAGCUGUGUUUACAAGCCAGCCCGAUGAAUGGGAAUUUACUGCUGGAGGACUGUGAUCCAGAGUCAGAUUUCCAGGACUGGUCUUGGCAGGGCGAUUCUCUGGUGAAUCACGGCACGCAGAGCUGCCUCUCGGCGGGAGCCAGCGCGGUGCAGACGAGUCCCUGCGGCAGCGCAGGCUACACGGGCUGGGACUGCUGGAAUUCCCUGCUCUCUCCUCUGGGCAGCAGCCAGGGCUACCUGGUGGCAAACAGGAAGGGAGUAGCUCUCACUAACGUGCAAGGCCUCAAGGCCCAGUGGCAAGAUGCUGCAGGCAGGAGCGUGUGCGAGGAGAAAGCAGAGCAGGGCAGGUACUUCGCUGCAGCCCUUGCCAGCACCCACGUGUAUGAGCACACAGCAGGGAAUGCCACCCUCAUGCUGGGAAUGGAUCAGGACAAGCUGGAGGAGCUGCUCUGGUUCUUCCGCAGAGAAGAUGCAUCAACAUGGAAUUACUCGGUCCUCACGCUUUCCUUUGUGGCCAUGAUUUUGGGUCUUUUUCUCCUGGCCCUUAACAUUAUGCGAAACAGGAAAAGGAAGAUCCAGAUGUAUAAAGAAGCAGUGCAAAACACCCAGCAGGCUGAGCUGGAAGCCAAGCAAGCCCUGAUGCCUAUGCAGGGAUACAGCCCCCCAGAGCCCCAGAAGCAGGAGCCCCAGGAUCAGCGAUCAGGAGAUGUGACAGUCCAGUGGAAGGACGGGACCGUCACAUCUCUGUACAGAGAGAGAUCUGAGGAUGCUUUGUAGCUGAGGUCAAACCAUUUCAGCCCUAAGGAAUGUGUCAGAAUGUCUCAGUUCAUGGUGAUGGAAGUUUUAAAAUGCAGUUUAGCCUGGGGAAACAGAGAGAAAAAAAAGAAGCAAGCAGCAGAGCUGCACCCGCAGAAGUGGCUCUGGGUUUGAGGCACAGCCGUGCUUCCCGUGUCAGCUCCCAGCUGGACAGUUGGCUGCCUCCAGCUCCUCUCCUGCACCAGCUGCACCUUCUCCCUCAGGUGCCACCUGCCUCUGCAAAUGGGUGGGAGCUGAGCAGGGUGGGAAGCGGGAGCUGUUCCUGCGGUCAGCCAGGGAACACCAUCCGGAAACAGCCACACUGAGGCUGAGGCACUUGGGUUCUUUCCAGAAAUCGUCUUUAUUAAAAUACUUUCCAAAGUG
This is a messenger RNA of Apus apus (common swift), 1594 nucleotides long. RefSeq names its product solute carrier family 51 subunit beta (gene SLC51B). Gene Ontology annotation, biological process: bile acid and bile salt transport. Gene Ontology annotation, molecular function: protein heterodimerization activity; transmembrane transporter activity. The record is from RefSeq and is a predicted model, not a curated record. The transcript has 7 exons. The coding region runs from base 341 to 1192 and encodes 283 amino acids. Gene Ontology annotation, cellular component: plasma membrane. NCBI's taxonomy places the organism in Eukaryota, Metazoa, Chordata, Aves, Apodiformes, Apodidae.